UUUUAACCUGGCUUCUUCUUCGCGUUUUCUUGCUUCGGCUUUCUCUCCUCCCUUCUUUCAUCUCAGCUUUCCUUCUUGAUUCAGCACUACAACGGAGCAUAUGUCGAUAAUAUCUCCAAAUUGGAGAUCCAUACGCCCUAUUACUUCUUGGCAGAAGGGUGUACUUUUGGGACGUGGAUCAUUUGGAUCGGUUUAUGAAGGCAUUAGAGAUGAUGGCUUCUUUUUUGCCGUGAAGGAAAUGUCCUUGCAGGAUCAAGGUGAUGAUACAAGGCAACAUAUUAACCUACUCGAACAGGAAAUAACUCUCUUAAGUCAGUUUGAGCAUGAGAACAUAGUACCGUAUUAUGGUACAGACAAGGAUGAUUCAAAACUAUAUAUAUUCCUUGAGCUGGUAUCUCAUGGGUCCCUUCGGAGUCUAUAUCAGAGGUAUCAUCUUCAAGACUCCCAAGUCUCUGCUUAUACAAGGCAGAUUUUGCAUGGGUUGAAGUAUUUGCAUGACCGAAAUGUAGCCCACAGAGAUAUUAAAUGCGCAAACAUAUUGGUGGAUGUUUCUGGCUCAGUCAAACUUGCAGAUUUUGGCAUUGCUAAGGUUAUCAAAUCGAACAAUGCGCUGUCCAUCACGGCAUUCACGGGCACUGCCAUGUGGAUGGCUCCUGAGGUGGUUAGAAGGAACUGUAGCUAUUGGCUUGCCGCAGACAUAUGGAGCCUUGGCUGCACUGUCUUGGAGAUGCUUACGCGACAGACCCCCUAUUGCCAUCUAGAGACUAUUCAGGCUCUUUUUAAGAUUGGGAAGGGCGAGCCACCUAAUGUGCCUAGCACGCUUUCGAGCAAUGCACAAGAUUUUAUACACAAGUGUCUUCAAGUCGACCCAAAUGCUCGUCCAACUGCUUCUCAGUUACUAGAGCACCCAUUUGUGAAUCAUCAAUUCCCAUUGCCUCACUAGCUAAGCUAGGCAUGUGGAUUUCAACUGCACUGUGAAUUGAAAUGGUAUGUGUUUCUCUGCAUGCUUAUGGAGCUGGUGGAGGGUCCUCAUUUGUACUUUGGGCUACAUCAAUCUCACACCAUCGUUUUACUAAAGUUACCUCUGCAAUAUUUUCGAUUAUGCACUGCCCCCUUUAUUAUUACUGCUAAUCUUGUCAUUGUUGUGAUUGACAAAUUAUACUAUGGACCUGUGAUUGACAAAUUAUAUUAUGGAUGAACGUCUACCUUGCAUUUGUAGAUCCUGGUCUAAAAAUAACAUUCAGAUUCUGUAUUUGCAGUUGA
Molecule: messenger RNA, 1263 nt
Organism: Ipomoea triloba (trilobed morning glory)
Lineage: Eukaryota; Viridiplantae; Streptophyta; Magnoliopsida; Solanales; Convolvulaceae
Product: mitogen-activated protein kinase kinase kinase 1-like
Exons: 9
Coding region: 101-943 (280 amino acids)
Biological process (GO): protein phosphorylation
Molecular function (GO): ATP binding; protein kinase activity
Source: RefSeq, a predicted model, not a curated record